Pseudopipra pipra is the source of this 1753-nucleotide messenger RNA. It is a transcript of the gene VRK3, whose product is annotated as VRK serine/threonine kinase 3. Gene Ontology annotation, biological process: signal transduction; peptidyl-serine phosphorylation. The record is from RefSeq and is a predicted model, not a curated record. Gene Ontology annotation, cellular component: cytoplasm; nucleus. The transcript is spliced from 12 exons. Gene Ontology annotation, molecular function: ATP binding; protein serine/threonine kinase activity. Lineage: Eukaryota; Metazoa; Chordata; Aves; Passeriformes; Pipridae. The coding region runs from base 1 to 1440 and encodes 479 amino acids.
AUGUCGGGGCGGGGGCGGCGGGUCCGCGGGCGGCGCGGGCCGGGGGCCGGGACACGGACCCCGACACGGACCCCGACCCCGGAGCGGCCGCGGGCGGGGCCGGUCGGCGGCUCCCCGAGGCCCGGCCGGUUCUGCCCGCAGUGCGGGCGCGCCGUGGAGCCCGCGUUCCGUUUCUGCCCGGCCUGCGGCGGGAGGCUGCCCGAGCUGCCCGAGGAGGAGCGCGCCGAGCCCGCCCCGCCGACCCCGCCGCCGGCCCCCAGCCCCGCCGCCCCCUCCCCGCGGGCGGCCCGGCCCGGGCCCCGCUCGCCCCGCAAGCCCCGGCCCGGCCCGGCCGCGCCGCUCCCCGCGGACACGGUGCUGGCGGACCAGGGCGGGCGGCGCUGGCGGCUGCGGCGGCUGCUGGAGCAGGGCGGCUGCGGGCUGGUGUACGAAGCGCAGUCAGCAUCUGGAACCUGCCCUCAAAAGCAAAGCUACUCCCUCAAACUUGAUGCCAAAGAUGGGAGGAUAUACAAUGAACAGAAUUUCUUCCAGCGAGCUGCCAAAGCAGGCACAGUGGAGAAGUGGAAGAAGUGUCACUCUGUGCCUUUGCUGGGCAUUCCCAAUUGCAUUGGCUUUGGACUGCAUGGAGACAGCUACAGGUUUUUGGUGUUCUCUGACUCGGGGCGAACUCUUCAGUCGGUGCUGAGUGAUGGCUUGAACCUGCUGAGGGAGAAGGCAGCGUUUCAGAUUGCAGUCCGGCUGCUAGACUGCCUGGAGUACAUCCAUGAGAAUGAGUAUGUGCACGGGGACAUCACUGCUGAGAACAUCUACCUGAACCCAGCAGACCUCACACAGGUGACCCUGGCAGGCUAUGGCUUCGCGUUCCGGUACUGCCCCGGCGGGAAGCACGUGGCUCGGCGUGAGGGCAGCAGGACCCCUCACGAGGGCACCCUGGAGUUCAUCAGCCUGGACAGCCACAAAGGUGCAGGACCAUCUCGCCGGAGUGACUUGGAAUCUCUGGGCUACUGUCUUGUAAAAUGGCUCUGUGGCUUUUUGCCUUGGUCUAAUGUGCUGGACAGAGUAGAAACUGUGGUGGAGCAGAAGGAAAGGUGCUCAGGUGGCUGCUCCCCUGCUGCUCACAUGACAGCAUCUGUGCCAUUGCAGGUACAGAGAGGAUGUGAAAUGCCUUCUCCGACUGUGCUUCGGGCACAGAGCCAUUCCAGCUGCCCAGGGUGGGUGGAGGAGCUGCAGGGCGAGCAGAGGUGGCUGGAGUUGCUGUGCUGCUCCAGGUGUGACAGCCCUUGCUUUGCAGAGGCCCUGCAGAGAUACCUGGAGCAGGUGAUGGCUCUGGAGUAUGAGGAGAAGCCUGACUAUGAGGCCCUACGGCAGCUCUUCAAGAAGCCACUGGAAAAGAUGAAAUCUUCAGCCUAUGACCCUGUGGAUAUCCCAGUGGUGCCCUAGAUCAAGAGAACUUGCACAGGAAGAGUUCAGAGCUUUCUGCAGUGAGGCCUUUGCCACAGAUAUUUAACUUUUACCAGUUUUAGAAUGAGAGAGGUUUUUUUAAGUGCUUUCUUCCCAUUUUAAUGUGACCCAGUGCUGAAGUUUGAGGUGCUGCUGUACCAAGUUAAUGUGAAGACACUCCUACCUGGCAGGUCAGGGGAAGCAGUAGCUGGAGAAUUGCAAUGGAACCACGAGGAGCAGGGAAAUUAAAUCAGGGACCUUUUUUAACUGGAGUGGCAGAACAUAGUUUUGUAAUAAAUGUUGUGGACAAGCA